Pteronotus mesoamericanus is the source of this 1035-nucleotide messenger RNA. It is a transcript of the gene COMTD1, whose product is annotated as catechol-O-methyltransferase domain containing 1. The transcript has 7 exons. The coding region runs from base 116 to 904 and encodes 262 amino acids. The record is from RefSeq and is a predicted model, not a curated record. NCBI's taxonomy places the organism in Eukaryota, Metazoa, Chordata, Mammalia, Chiroptera, Mormoopidae. Gene Ontology annotation, molecular function: O-methyltransferase activity; S-adenosylmethionine-dependent methyltransferase activity.
GCAGCCCUGCGGGCAGUGCUGAAACAAGGUGGAACAAGAAACGCCUGAGGGUCCGAGUGCGGUCCUGGUACCCCCAGCGCCAGUGACCUCGUCACCGCCGCCUUCAGUCCACGCAAUGAUCCAGCCCACGCCCCGGCUCUCUGUGCCCGCCGCGCUGGCCCUGGGAUCAGCCGCUCUGGGCGCGGCCUUCGCUACCGGCCUUUUCCUGGGGAGAUGGUGCCCUCCAUGGCGAUCAAGGCGAGAGAAGCGCUUGCUGCCCCCUGAGGAAAGCCCCCUGUGGCAGUAUCUGCUGAGCCGCUCCUUGCGGGAACAUCCGGCGUUACGGAGCCUGCGGCUGCUAACUCUGGAGCAGCCGCAGGGAGAUUCCAUGAUGACGAGUGAGCAGGCCCAGCUUCUGGCCAACCUAGCGCGGCUUAUUAAGGCAAAGAAGGCCCUGGACCUGGGCACUUUCACAGGCUACUCAGCCCUAGCAUUGGCCCUGGCACUGCCCCCGGCCGGGCGUGUGGUGACCUGCGAGAUAAACCCGGGGCCCCCGGAGCUGGGGCGGCCCCUGUGGCAGCAGGCUGAAGAGGAGCACAAGAUUGACCUGCGGUUGAAGCCCGCCCUGGAAACCCUGGAUGAGCUCCUUGACGCGGGUGAGGCUGGCACCUUCGACAUAGCUGUGGUGGACGCUGACAAGAAGAACUGCACCGCCUACUACGAGCGAUGCCUGCAGCUGCUGCGGCCAGGAGGCAUCCUCGCUGUCCUCAGUGUCCUGUGGCGAGGAAAAGUGUUGCAACCCCAACCGGGAGACCUGGAAACCGAGUGCGUGCGAAACCUGAACGAGCGCAUCCUACGGGACGCCCGAGUCCACAUCAGCCUCUUGCCCCUGGGCGACGGCCUCACCUUAGCCUUCAAAAUCUAAGACUGGCCCCUAGAGAUGGCCUCGAUGGAGGGGACCUGGGAACCCCAGCCAUCGACCUGGAGUUUUAAGUCUGUCAAUAAAGUGGGUCCUGGACACAAUCUUACGAGCUUUCCAUACAGCACUGAAAUGGG